Nycticebus coucang (slow loris) is the source of this 7717-nucleotide messenger RNA. RefSeq names its product ataxin 1 like (gene ATXN1L). Gene Ontology annotation, molecular function: protein binding; RNA binding. Gene Ontology annotation, biological process: anatomical structure development; regulation of DNA-templated transcription. Lineage: Eukaryota; Metazoa; Chordata; Mammalia; Primates; Lorisidae. The transcript has 3 exons. Gene Ontology annotation, cellular component: nucleus. The record is from RefSeq and is a predicted model, not a curated record. The coding region runs from base 260 to 2329 and encodes 689 amino acids.
CGGGGAUGGCGGAGGCCGCGGCUGCGGCGGCUCCGGGACGAGCAGGAGGAGCCUGGGAAGCGCUGUGAAAUGGGCCGGCUCCUAAGUCAGCCGGGAGGACACUUACUACAGCUGCUCAAAAGCACCACUGGAAGCUCAGCAGAUGUGGGUGCCCCAGCCAGCAGCAAAGAGGGGUGCAGGGAAGCCACAGAGAAGCCCCUUCUGAUGCCCCAAGGAGCAAGCCAACCCUUACCAGGCUCCAGGAACACCACAAAGCAAUAUGAAACCUGUUCAUGAGAGGAGUCAGGAAUGCCUUCCACCAAAGAAACGAGACCUCCCCGUGACCAGCGAGGAUAUGGGGAGAACUACCAGCUGCUCCACUAACCACACACCUUCCAGUGAAGCUUCUGAAUGGUCCCAAGGGGUUGUGGUGGCCGGGCAGAGCCAGGCAGGAGCCAGAGUCAGCCUGGGGGGUGAUGGAGCUGAGGCCAUCACCGGUCUGACAGUGGACCAGUAUGGCAUGCUGUAUAAGGUGGCUGUGCCACCUGCCACCUUCUCACCAACUGGCCUCCCUUCUGUGGUGAAUAUGAGCCCCUUGCCUCCCACAUUUAAUGUAGCGUCUUCACUGAUUCAACAUCCAGGAAUCCAUUACCCACCAAUCCACUAUGCUCAGCUCCCAUCCACCUCGCUGCAGUUUAUUGGGUCUCCUUAUAGCCUUCCCUAUGCUGUGCCACCUAAUUUCCUACCGAGUCCCCUCCUUUCUCCUUCUGCCAACCUUGCCACAUCUCACCUUCCACACUUUGUGCCAUAUGCCUCACUUCUGGCAGAAGGAGCCACUCCUCCCCCACAGGCUUCAUCGCCUGCCCACUCUUUUAACAAAGCCCCCUCAGCCACCUCCCCACCUGGGCAGAUGCCACAUCACUCAAGUACUCAGCCACUGGACCUUGCUCCAGGCCGGAUGCCCAUUUAUUAUCAGAUGUCCAGGCUACCUGCUGGGUAUACCUUGCAUGAAACCCCUCCAGCAGGUUCCAGCCCAGUUCUUAUGCCUCAGGAGGGUCAGCCUGCUCUGGAAGCAGCUGCUGCCAAUGGAGGACAGAGACAACGAGAACGAAAUAUAGUAAGACGGGAAAGUGAAGCCCUUGACUCCCCCAACACCAAGGGCGAAGGCCAGGGACUGGUGCCAGUUGUAGAAUGUGUGGUGGAUGGACAGCUGUUUUCAGGUUCUCAGACUCCACGGGUAGAGGUGGCGGCGCCAGCACACCGAGGGACCCCAGACACUGACCUUGAGGUCCAGCGGGUGGUUGGCGCUUUAGCGUCUCAGGACUAUCGUGUGGUGGCAGCUCAGAGGAAGGAUGAACCCAGUCCCCUCAACCUGUCCCAUCAUACCCCUGACCAUCAGGGUGAGGGGCGAGGGUCAGCCAGGAACCCGACAGAGCUGCCAGAAAAAAAUCAAACCCGUGGGUUCUACCCUCAGUCCCAUCAGGAACCAGUAAAACACAGACCUUUACCCAAAGCAAUGGUUGUAGCCAAUGGCAACCUGGUGCCCACUGGAACUGACCCAGGCCUGCUGCCCGUGGGCUCAGAGAUCCUGGUAGCAUCAAGUCUGGACAUGCAGGGCAGAGCCACUUUUCCAGACAAGGAGCCAACGCCACCCCCCAUUACCUCCUCCCACUUGCCCUCCCAUUUCAUGAAAGGCGCCAUCAUCCAGCUGGCUACAGGAGAGCUGAAGCGGGUGGAGGACCUCCAGACCCAGGAUUUUGUGCGCAGUGCCGAAGUGAGCGGGGGGCUGAAGAUUGACUCUAGCACAGUCGUGGACAUUCAGGAGAGCCAAUGGCCUGGAUUUGUCAUGCUGCAUUUUGUGGUUGGUGAGCAGCAGAGCAAAGUGAGCAUCGAGGUGCCCCCCGAGCACCCCUUCUUUGUAUAUGGCCAGGGUUGGUCCUCCUGCAGCCCUGGGCGGACUGCACAACUCUUCUCUCUGCCCUGCCAUCGGCUACAGGUGGGAGAUGUCUGCAUCUCUAUCAGUUUACAGAGCUUGAACAGUAACUCAGUUUCUCAGGCCAGCUGUGCUCCCCCAGCCCAGCUGGGUCACCCCCGAGAAAGGCCUGAGAGGACAGUCUUGGGACCCAGAGAGCUAUGUGACAGUGAGGGGAAGAGCCAGCUGGCAGGAGAGGGCUCCCGUGUGGUAGAGCCCUCCCAGCCUGAGCCUGGUGCUCAGGCCUGCUGGCCAGCCCCGAACUUCCAAAGAUAUAGCAUGCAAGGGGAGGAGGCACGGGCUGCGCUGCUCCGUCCCUCUUUCAUUCCACAGGAGGUAAAGCUGUCCAUUGAAGGACGUUCCAAUGCGGGAAAAUGAACCUCUUUCCCAGACCAAGACUGGGGCUUUACCCCAGAGCUAAGCCUCACUGUGAGCAGGCAGAGGAUUUGCACACAACGAGCAGGGAAUGGCUCUCCUGGCAGUGAGAUUUGGGGGGAAAGAGGAGGCAUGAAGUCAGCCUCCCAAGGCAGAAUCUGUUGCUUAUUACCCCAUGGCAUCCUUUCUGGACAGCCCCAGAGGGUACUGUGCAGGGGAGCAGCAGACCUGGGCCAUGGAAGGAAGGGGGUGCACAUAGGAUAAGAAACAUUCCAAAAUCAGGGCCUCCCUGUUCUUUCCUCCCCAUCCCUAGCUCCUGCAAGGGGAAGUCCAUGCUUUGGUAGCAGGUGGCAGGGGGAGGGAGUAUAGAAAGAGCCAAAAAUGAUGAUCCACAGCUUAUAGUAGCAGUUAAACUGUCAGAAGGUUUUUUUUCUUUUUUUGUGUGGAAGGGCAGGAGGCCCCAAGGUUGGAAAUAAGAGGGUUCCCACCCAGAACCCUUCUUGUGAGAGAUGUGCACUUUAAAGGGUGACUUUGUUACAGAUGUCUGGCUGGGUUUGUGGGGGGAGCACUCACCUAAGGACUCUGCUUGAUCCUCUGCAUCACAGCCCUUCCCCACCUCUCCUCACCAUUCCUCCUAUAAGGCUUUUAGCAGCUUGGGGGCAGGAGAGAGAGAAGCUCUUCCAGGGUUCAGAGUGAAGUACUGCCUUGCUGCAGACCCCGUCAGAGAACUUUGGGAGAAAGAUCUGAUAGCCAGGCUGUUGAGUUCCAGGCAGGCCUUCUGGAGUAGGAGCUGACCUCAUAAAGCUCCUCCAACUCAGCAUGCCAGACCUGCUUUGAAAUUUCACUGAAUCUUUAGUUGGUAAUGGUGACUUUUGAAAGAACCAGUGGACCCUUUUCUCUAGGCACCUACACCCCGCCUUUGUCUGUCUAUGUUGUGCCUAAGUGCCUGCGCUCCCCCUCCCCUCCUGCUGCCCUGACCUCUCUGCAUGGUGUCUUGACCUGGGCCUCCUUUGUAGCUGCACUGCCAUUCCUCUUCUGCAAAACUGGUUUUGUCCACUCUGACCAGGACCUCUAGAUUUUGGUGUGUAGGGGUCUCUCUGGUUUCCCCUUCAGCUGUAGUCUUUAUUUUUAAAAACUCAGUCAUGUCCCCUCCUCUUCCACUGCCAAACAGCUUGGUGGAGAAACAAGAAGGGAACUAUGCCCGGGCCAGGGCAAAUGACACCUGGCCAGGCAAUGCCCAUCCUGGCAUUUUUACACAGCCCCUCCCAUCCUGUUCUAUGGCAUCUCCAAGCCAUCCUCUCCUCCCACCAGCUCUAAGCAGAUGGAUAGUCUUGAUAACGUUUCAGUACCUGAAGAAGUUUCACCUUGUGGUGGUGCAUUCCUCUGCAAAGAGUAUUUGCAAUCUUAGUUGCAUUUGCCCCCUACAUGUCAAGCCCACGUUUUUUUCUUCAUACUUUCACAUCAGCUCAGACUGUGGGGUUCCACUGACAUUGGGAAUUAGGCUCCCCACUAGCUUUCAGGUGGGUGAGUGUUUUUUUGUUUUUUUGGGGGUCUUUAGACUCUUAAAGGCAACUCAGGGUAUUGUCCACCCAGCUCUCUGGUUAGGCUUCUCCCAGGGUAUGAUCCUUUAUAGAGGCCCAGCCUGUCACCAGGAGUCCAAACCUCUAAGGUCUGAUCUCUGCUGUGUCAAAGACUUAAGGCAAGUCUUUUGACCUCUCGCUCUUUCACUUCCUCCCCAGCUUCCACAUGGGGAUAAAUAAUCUUACCUACCUCCUGAGGGGAGGGGAAGUUCUGAGAAUGGAGUCAUUCUUAGUGUUCAGGUGCUAAAGGUUGUUCUCCUGGGGGUACAGAGGGACUGAAACUGGCUUGUUUGCUACAAGCCCUAUGCUUCAUGGUUUUAUUCCCUGAAAGCAAAUACCUAGUCACUCAGCCUUUGGGGAUCCAUCCACAGGAAUCUGCUGACCUGUGAGUACUUCAGUCUCCAGUUCAUGUCAGAACCAAACACAAACCUUGUACUGCAUUUGGGAUCUGCUUUCCCUUCUCUGUCCCCUGUUCUCUCUGAAUGCUGCUUUCUCUGGCUUGUUUCCUACAGUGGGGGCCUGUGGGGUUGAGUCUUGAGGAAUCCUCUCAGAUGAGAGCCUUGAGAGAGGGCCUCAUCUCUAGCUGUUUCAUGGCAGCUCAUUCCUAAGGCUUAUUGUUUGCAUGGGUUUCUUGCAAGCAUUCUUCCUCAUAGGAAGUCUCAUCAACUGAAUAUGGUGACAUGCACACAAUAGAUGCUCAAGAAGCAUCCACCAAGGACACCAACCAAGCUUCCUCAUUAUGGGAGCAAAGUUGUAUCUAAUCAGAUACCAGCCAAGUAGUUUAGGUCCAGCCAGGCAACUUCUGCUGAAUCCUGGAAAGGGAAAUUCUUAAGGAAUUUGGCAAGUUGGGCCCUUUCUGCUACUGUUCCUGUUGUGUCUCUUGCUAGUAAAGCAAUACUAGUAGCUCCCAUAAUAUGCCAUGCCUGUGUAACAUACUAAUACUCAAUUUUGCUGAGCUGCAAAGGUAUCUUUCAUAAAGUAUGGUCCCCCAGGAAAAGAAGGCCUGUGGUCGAAAUCUUGGUCAGAGCUGUGCAUCCCCCUUUCCUUUUCCCUCUGCUUCAAUCUUUUCUUCCAGGCAUGAGAAAUAAGAGUAACCUGUGGUGUGUCCAUUCUUCCUUACAGGAAUAUCCUAAGUUUGCAAGAGACGUGAGGGUGGUUUUGAGAGAGUGAACUUUUUAGUGGGGAUGUUGUCAGCUUUUUGGGAAUAAGCAAUUCCCAAACAAAGGCUAGAGCCAGUCCCUUGUCAUUGGUAGGACAUUCCCAGAGCUUAGGGAUAGAAAGAGGACGGCUCACUCUUUGGCACUGUAUAGAAAUGUCUGUACCAAUUCAGGAGAAGGGGAAUCCAGUAAAGGAUGGGUAAUAACCUAAGUCUUGAGUCGUCAUUCCUUUCAAGAUUACUGUACAUGGGGGCGGGGGUUGGUGUGGGCAAGGGGCUUUGGGAGUUAAGAGCUGAGUGUUGGUACCUGAGGGGAGGGGCCCCAGCACAUCCGGAGUGACCCUACACUCUUGGUCCUAGCUGGUGAUGACACCAAGGGCUUUGCUCUGUGCUGCUUUGCCACUGCUGCUGUCUGCUCAGUGUCCUGCCUGCUGUCCUCUGUAGUCUGGUCUUUCCAUGUCUUUGACCAUGUAGAUUCAAUCCAGGCAUUCUGUCAUUCUUACCUGUGCUGUGCCAGUGUUAUUUUAUGGCAAAGUCAUAUUGAACAGGGAUGGUAUGAAAUACUGCUGGUGGGCUGGCAAAUCCAAAGGGGUUCGGCUUCAGUGCUGUCAAGAGCCCUUUGACUCCAAAUGUCUAUCUUGAGGGAGACAAGUAGGUCCUAAUAGUGUGUGUUUUCUGUAGUAAUUUCUUUCCUUUAUGGUAUCUUGUAUCCUGUUUUAAAGACUAAAUGAAGGGGAAAUUAGGGCCAUAUCCCAGCAAGGUUCAUCUAGUUCCAGUGACAUGGACUUUGGAGUUGGGAGAGGGCUUGAAGUUCAGCUGAAAUAGCUCUUCAAGUAGGAUUUAAUUUUAUUUUUAUCAGUGAACAUCAUAAGUGGUUUAAGGGGAAGCACAGGAUAGUGGUGUGAUUUAGACCUACAACGAGCAGGCAUAUUGAAGAGUUUAGUUUUCACACUGGAGGUGAAAGUGGACAUGGGUUGGCUUACAAAGGGCCUGGCUCCAUUGGAGUAAAGAUAACCUGAAUAAUUGAAUUGGCUGUGGGAGAUUAGUCAUAUAAACAAAGUAAAUAGGACAGAGGCCAAAUUUUAGGGCGACAUCUUGGCCUCCUCCAACUAAGUUUACUAAACCACACUGAAGCUACAGUACCUUCCAAAUGGGAAAAAGUGUACACUACAGUUGAAGAGCUGAACCUUAGGAGGUUGAAUAUUGAUCAGGAACCUAUUAGCCCUUUGCUGGGAAGCCUUCACCCUCCAGCUGCCUGGAGUAGGGAAGGUCUCCCACAUUAUGCAAUAAUAAAAUAAGCAUCUGGGUCUUUGCAGCUGUCAGUUGCUCUUUCAACUCUAGGAUCCUUCUUUGGACCAGAAGCCUAGUCUGGGCCUAGGAUGACAUUGGCCCUUGAGAUGCUGGAGUUGACUGCACUCUCUCCUUACCUGCAGACUAUGCACAGUGCCUGGGGUGGAAGGAGGAGAGGUGUUGCAGUUUGCCCUACUGCCUCCCCAGCAGGAACAGUAGUCAUAAAUGCACUUUUCACACUAAAGGUUUAUUAGUCUCCUGUUAAGCCUAAAUCCCUCCCUGGUAGAUUACAAACCCAGUCUGUGUGACCCCCGAAGCCAUUCCACUGCAAAUGCCCAGCAGUGAAAAUGGCCUCAGAUUGGGUUCCUGUCUGCAGUGUGUGGCAGCAGCCCAUGUGCCUUUACCUAUUGUCAAACUUGCAUUUAUUUCUGUCUUUAUGACUGUCAUGGGGACCAAGGUUCUUCACAGAGAGUGAGCGAGAGCGCUGAUGACACAGUGGUUUUACACCUACCCCCCUGGACAGGGAGUUUGCACGUACUUGUGAGCUGUGAGUGGUUAGUGUGUUGCUGGUAUUGCUGAAGGCAGGGUUGAUCCCUCACUUGUUGAUACUUGCAUUCAAGAGAAUCUAGAUUGUGUUGGGGAAGAGACGGACUGUACUCAUGACUAACUUGAAGUAUUAAAAUAAGGCUGUCCCCAACAACCUUCCUAGUCACACAGGAUCCCUGUAGCCAAAACAGUAUAUAUUCCAGCUGCAGAGAGCAGACUGCUCUCAGCUUGCACAGCACCUUAGGAGAGGGAAGAAUAUGUGGAUAGGGAAUGGGGUGGAGAAAGAUGGAUGGGAAUGUUGUCAUCCAGGUGGCUUUAGGGUUCUACAGAAUGGAGGAGAAUGGCACUGGGGAGGUCUGGUUGGAUCUGAUUUGUGUAGGAGUUCCCUGUAGAUAAAUUACUGAUCCCCCAACUACUAUCCCCAGUAUGUAAUGGCUGAAUUAAUAUGUAAUCAACUGCAUUGUAUCUAAAGCCUUAGAACUAGUCAGGUGCUCCCCCACCCAACACCAUUUCUUACCCUCUAAUCCUACCUGAUCUUUAACAAAGCAUUAAUAAUUCUAAGGAUAAUCUCUAUUUUGUUGUGCUUUUUUGUAACUGUUUUAAAUAAAUCAAUUUGUACUGUAUAUUUGUACUUUUGUGAAAUCCUUUUUGCUGUUUUACCAUUUUAAGUCUCUGUACUUGGCUACACACAGAUUGUAUUUUUAUUGUUAAUGCUCUUCUUAUGGAUACCUGCAUUUAACUUGUGGACUAUGUAAACACAAUUAUCUAUCAAUAUCUAUAUAUAUCUAUAUAUCUAUCUAUAUAAACUACUAGCUUUUC